CUCCCACACCUCACACACACACACACCAUGUUCGGCGUCUUCAUCCCAUCACGUCCGGUGAUCCCGGAAAUGAGCACAAUAUCUCCGACGCAAUUUGCGAUAUCAUUCCCUGCGUCUCCCCAGUUCCACAACGUGGGCGUUUUCAUGCACCCGAACCAAGAGCUACCACCGGGCACGGCUGCCGGAGUCUACAUGCAACUGCCAGGCGAGCAAGGCUUCAAGUUUUUCGGCGCCAUCGGCAAUGAAAAGCCCUCGGCCUUGUUCCGGGUCAAUAUUCCGGAGGCGAUGUUGGCACCCGGACAGCAGGUCAACUUGGGCCUUUCCGUCGAGCCUGUGCAGAACAUUCAAGCACAGAUGGCUCAGCUGCAACAAGACUCUUCGUCAUCUUCCUCCUCCGGUGCUAUGGUCGUUGCUAAACGACCUCCGGACACUCGGGUCCUUGCGCAACGGAUCAUCAAGAACGCCUUCAACUUCCUAGCCAGCUUUGCCGGCAAUACUGCCAAUGGCAUCGAGGUCGUGCCACUGAAAAGUUUUCAAGACUGGUGGUCAAAGUUCGAAAGGAAAGUCCAGAACGACCCGGGCUUUUUGGAAAGGGACGAAGUAUGAAGUCCAGCGCACGCAUAUUUCUGGCGGCCCUUCGAGGCUGAACAUGGGUCUUGUUGCAAGCGGAUUACUAUGAUGAAGCUGGGUUGCGGCCAGCUCUCGUCUGGGCCGACUAGCCGAGCCAAAGUGUAUCAUUCUUAAGAUCUAAAACAUAUCUACCAAACGCCUUGACAA
This is a messenger RNA of Exophiala xenobiotica, 777 nucleotides long. RefSeq lists its product as uncharacterized. NCBI's taxonomy places the organism in Eukaryota, Fungi, Ascomycota, Eurotiomycetes, Chaetothyriales, Herpotrichiellaceae. Gene Ontology annotation, cellular component: nucleus; cytosol. The record is from RefSeq and is a predicted model, not a curated record. Gene Ontology annotation, biological process: protein import into nucleus. Bases 28 to 606 code for a protein of 192 amino acids. Gene Ontology annotation, molecular function: nuclear import signal receptor activity. The transcript has a single exon.